AUGAUGAUUGAAGCUACUGAUAUCGAUUAUUUAAAAACCUCAACCAUAAGUAUUAAUCAAUCUGAGAGCUUAUCGUCAAUAUUAGCAAGUGCAUCAUCGAUAAUUGAUAUUAUUGAUGAUGACAUCGAAUCUAUUGUCAUACAAAAAUCACAAAAACCACUUGGAUUAUAUGAAACAUCAAAAAAUCCUCUUAACACAGAUAUUGAAAUUGAUCAAUAUUGUGAUGGAAAAAAAUAUAAUACCACAGUUGAAGAUUAUCAGAGUGACGAAAUGCAAUCUGAUAAUGAGAAUAUUGUUGAAAAGCCUAUAAAUUCAGUUGAUUAUGAAACUUUUCAAAAAACUGAAGAACUAGAAGAAGAG
Messenger RNA from Ambispora leptoticha, 360 nucleotides. Lineage: Eukaryota; Fungi; Glomeromycota; Glomeromycetes; Archaeosporales; Ambisporaceae. The record is from the annotation of a GenBank genome assembly.